This is a messenger RNA of Carica papaya (papaya), 1166 nucleotides long. RefSeq names its product membrane-anchored ubiquitin-fold protein 1. The record is from RefSeq and is a predicted model, not a curated record. Gene Ontology annotation, molecular function: protein binding. NCBI's taxonomy places the organism in Eukaryota, Viridiplantae, Streptophyta, Magnoliopsida, Brassicales, Caricaceae.
AUUUUUUUAAGGAGAAAGAGAAAAGAAAACCAAAGUAAAAGAGGAAGAAGAAGAGAGAAGGGCAAAGAAUGGAUGCAUUGACCACAGAUUUUGAUGACUUUGAGAACUCCGAAACAGACUGGUUCUGAGAGUUUACAUGAUCUCUUCUUCCAUUAAUUUUUAUGGAUUAAUGAACUUCUUCCCUGACCCUUCUUCUUCUUCUUCUUCUUCUUCUUCUCCUCCUCCUCCUCGUCCUUCUUCUCGCUUGGAAUUUGGGGCCAAAAACUGUGAAGAUAGAGAACAACCCACAUCAAGUUUGGACUUAAAUAAGACAGCAAGUCACGUGAAAGAAGUUCGUUGUUCUUGGAUAUUUCCUAUAAACCAAAGGUGGAGCCGUAUCUCCGUGAGAUUUUCGAUUCAAGCGUGAGAUAUUCAUUCAACUAGUAAACCCAACUGGGUGGUUGGUAGGGCACUUCUGGGAGAUCUGAGUGUUUGUUGUUGAAGAUGGCUGGUGCGAGAGAUCAAUUUGAGAUCAGGUUCCGGUUGACUGAUGGUUCAGAUAUCGGUCCAAAAAGCUUUUCUCCUGCCACAAGUAUUGCAACCUUGAAAGAGAGCAUUCUGUCUCAGUGGCCCAGUGAGAUGGAAAAUGGUCCAAAGACAGUGAAAGACGUGAAGCUAAUUAGUGCUGGAAAAAUUUUGGAGAACAACAGGACAGUGGCAGAGUGCAGGAGCCCUCUAUGUGAUGCCCCAGAUGCAGUUACAACUAUGCAUGUCGUUAUUCAGCCUCAUAAGGAGAGAGAGAAGAGAGUAGCAAGCGAACCACAGCAGAACAAAUGUGGUUGUGUCAUACUAUAAGUUGCUGUUCCAAGAACGGCUAUGAUAUUUCUUCUUUCGGUUUUAGAGCUUUUACAGCAUACACAGGUGCAGAAAAUGAACUGUUUGUUGAUGAAAAGGCCGAUGGCGUGAUGGGCAUUUAUCACAUGAUAUUCGUGUAUUUUCUCCUGGUUUUUGCCUUUCGAUGUCUACCGAUUUUUCAUCCAUCUGGUUUAUUUUCUCUUUUAUUUAGUUGAUUGGACUCUGCCAUAGAGCAGUUAUAUCGAAAUAGAUGUCUUUACUUAAAUCAUUUACAGAUUCUUAUCAUCUGGAUUUGUUUUGCAUUGUAUAAAAUCAUUUGAUAGUUUGGUUUA